AUUCUCCUUAGGCUAUCAAUCGAGCUGGAUUAUCCUCUGAGUUUACAUAUUUGCGAACUAUAGCCGACACAACACCUCCAAAUGGUGGCCAUGUUUUAGAAGGCCCAAUCGGAAGUCAGAUAGACGAAGAUUAUCAAUAUGAUAUAACGGAAAUAAAUGUACAUUGGAAUGGUUUUAGCGAUCCACAUAGUGGAAUAGCCUUUUAUAGAGUAGCUCUUGGGACAAAGCCAUUUUCGGAAAACAUUAAGCCGUUUGUGAAUGUCGGACUUCUGGAAUAUACUACGUGGCAUGGAGAAUUUUCUAUUGGUGAAAAAUAUUUUACAACAGUAGAGGCAUGUAACGACGCAGGGCUCUGUAUUGCCCGAGCAUCUGAUGGUAUUACUCUUGACAUUUCACCACCAACACCAGGUUCUGUACAGAUUGGUUCAGACGUGCUUCACCAGAAAUAUCAGUCACAUACGUCAUCAGUACACGUUACAUGGGCGGGAUUUGAAGACCCAGAAUCUAGCAUUGGUCACUAUGAAAUGUGCAUUGGAACGAGUCCAGAAAAUUGUGAUAUUUUAGAACGCACCAAUUGUUUAUUGCGGUCUAAUAUUAUCAAAACAGGGCUUAGUCUACCACUUCACACUCCUGUAUUCGCAACUGUUACUGCUUUUAAUAAGCUUUCGUUAAAUGUAACAAAAUCAUCCGAUAGCUUCUUUGUCGAUGAAACACCCCCUCUUGUUUUGACAAGACCAUUUUUUAUUGUAGAGGAAAAUAAUAACCCCUGGAAAAUAGGUCAAUGGGAUAGGUCUGUUCUACAUAUACAGUGGGAAUUUAUUGAUGAAGAAAGCCCGAUUGUUCGUCAUUAUGUUUCUCUUGCCACGCACCACGAGGGUCACACUCCCGUAGAAAAUAUACAACUCGGAGCCGAAAACAACUUUAAAAUAAGUUUGGAUGGUAGAUCAUGGCUUCAUAAUGGUGAUACGUAUUUUGUGACCGUAACAGGCUGUAACAUGGCUGGUCUUUGUAUUUCUGAAAGUACCAAUGACCUUAUUGUAGAUUCGACAGCCCCGCAUCUUGGUGGUUUCAAACUACCAAUGUAUUGGGAAAAUUUUAAUGGUUCCGUGACUGCAUGGAAGUCAAAUAUUACACUUUCAUGGUACGGUUUUCAUGAUCAGGAGUCUGAAAUUGAAAGAUAUUUUAUCACAAUAAGUAAAACAUACAGCGGAAACGAGAUAACAAAUGGUGUGACAACCGUCAAUGUUAAUGUGUCAGAUAGUAAAACUGAGCAUUCAUAUACAUUUCUUACAACUGACCAUUUAGAAAGAGAUGAUAAGUUGUAUUUAACAAUAUGGGCAGAAAACUCUGUAGGGCUUAAAAGUUCAUUGGCACGAGCUUCAGUAUUUGUAUUAUCAAGUUCUUCCACAGCUGAUGUUACAAACCAAAGGGGUACCCUCGAACUUGAAAAACACUCCUGUGAUAUACAUUACUGUAAUAAGGAUUGCACGUGUGCAAUUAUUGGCAAACCAUGUGUAGAGGUACAAUCAAACUCGACUUGCGAAGAAAUAGGUAAUCCGUUGGAAGAUGAGGAUGUUCCUGCAAUUCAAGUCUUUAACGGACUAAAUGAGAAAUCCACUAAUAUCACAGCUUCCUCUGCUUGUCUCUCCGGAAGUUGGAAAGUUAUUGAUGGCAAAAGAAAUACCACGAGCAUAUUAAGAUUUGAAUGGAGUAUGGGUUUACAGUACCAUCAUUUUGGGGAAGGAAUAUUUGAUUUGAAGAACGAAAUUCCAUGGAAUGACGUAGGAUUGCAGUCACAAGUUGUGCACUGCCUACCUGUAAAUAGAUCUCUGAUAGCACGCGAAAAAUAUGUAAUUUAUGUAAGAGCUUGGCUUACCAGUGACAAUUAUGCCACGUUUCAUUCGGCUCCAAUACUUGUUGAUCAUUCACCUCCAUCUUUGGUACGAGGCCGUACAGUUCUUGAUUCUAAUGAGUUAUGCAAUGUGGAUUUUGAUAUAAUAGAUUGGAUGGAUACAAUAACAGUAUGUUGGCAUGGCGUCUUCUCAGAACAGCAGGGAACUAUUGUAAAUUAUUUCCUAGCAAUGGGGACGUAUCCCUCUGGUGACGAUACGAUUCAACGACAAGAUGUGGGCUUAAACUCAAGUUUCACAUUCAGCAAUCUGUCAGUGACACAUGGAACGAAGUAUUUCUUCACAAUCACAUCAUAUAACAACGUAGAUUUGCAUUCACUUGCUGUAUCUGAUGGUUUCAUUGUCGAUAUAGACGACCCGAUCAGUGGUGUUGUUUACAACACUCCUAGUCAUAGAAACGCACCAUACCAGUCCUCAACUUCAACCAUUGGCUUAUCUUGGCAUGGCUUUCAAGAUAAGGUUUCCGGAUUGCGAAAUUAUUAUGUAGCAGUUAGCGAUACACCGACUAUUAAAGCAGAUAUAAACUUUACAAACACGGGACUUAGUACGAGACACGUUUUCAGAAAUUUAGAGCUAAAACAUGGGCACAAGUAUUAUGGUUUCGUAAAAUCUUUAGAUAAUGUCGGACAUCAAAGUAUAGUUGCGGUAUCAAAUGGAAUAAAGAUUGAUAAUACUCCCCCAACAGCAUACAUUUGUCAGACAUAUGUCGCUUUCAAACAUGUAUCAGAAGUGGUAGACGCCAUUGAUAAUAAAAGUGAACUUAACUUUCAAUGCUUCCUUGAGCACAUUAUAUAAAGUAGUUGGCUAUCUAUCGUUAGAUAAAAGCGAUGAAGCAAAACUUGUGUUUCAUUUAGAUCAGUUUCACACGUUUCUUCCACUUAUGAAAUAUCAUAAUCAAACACUACUCUUCGAGCAUACCUUCUUGUCUCAUAAAACUGCUUCUCAAACCAUUUUCGUCGAAUACCUAAAUUCAAAUAAAGAAUAUCUUGCUUUGAACAUGACAUUAUAUGAAUGCAUCAAGGCUUUUGAAAGCAUUAAGGAAGCAAUUAAACUCACACAGAUUUCUAGGUCACUGGCUGCAGUAGUGUUGCUUGUAACAGAUAACGAGAGCCCUAUAAGUGAGAUUCAAAUAGGAGCAGGAACCACACCCGGAGGAUUUCAGGUUAAAUCUCUUUCGCGAGUGCAUCAUUUUAAUCAUAAGCAUCUAAUACGAGCCAGCGUUCAACACAGAACCAAUGUCUAUGUCACAGCCAUUGUUGAGAAUAAGGCAGGACAAAGGACAGUAUUCAAGUCAAAGCCUCUUACCAUUGACCACACAAAUCCUGUUGUUAAACAUCUGUCUGGGAACCUGCGAUAUGUAGAAGAAAAUGUAUCGGGUAUUGUUGAAACUAAAACAAUUGUACAUGCGUCAUGGAUGUAGUUGAUGACGAAAGUGGAAUUAGCAUCUGCUAUUGCUCAAUAGGCCAUAUGCCAGGUUUACAGAAUAUUGAUUCAAACUGGAUUGCACAAACAGAAACAUCAUGUGAAUUGGAUGAACAUAUUUUUUCACAUGGUCAAAAAGUAUUCCUAAAUUUGAAGUGUUUUAAUAAUGCUUGGCUAUCGACUGAAGAUGUGUUUGGGCCACUGGUUGUUUCACUACAGCCAUCCGACACAUUAAGUGCAAAAUUGGCGUUUAUACCACUGAGUGAGGAAGAUAAUAGACAUUUUACUAGUCCAGUAUUAAAUUUGCCGGUGCAGUCAAAUCACUCGUGCCUUCAGUUUAAAUGGAAUGGAUUUACAGACCUGUCUGGUAUUGUGCAUUAUGAAUACCGAGUGUACCAAGAUGAACAUGCUAUCAUUAAGGAAUGGGAGAAAACUAUUAAAGACAUGGUUAAACUAGAAAAUAUUGAUUUGAUAAAUGGGGAAGUCAUUGCAGAAGUCAGAGCUAUUAACAAGGGGUCAUAUAUCAGCGACUCUGUAAAUGCUUCACUUUUUGUUGCCAAGUAUCCUCCAAAAUUAUCAGGAAUUUCAGCUAAAUUUUCGAGAAAUGGAGCUGAGAAACUACAUUUAAGUUGGGCUGACGUAUUUAAUAUUGAACCUAGUAUUCAGUUUUCAUUUAGUCUUACAAUAGGUACGAGAAAAGGAUAUACAGAUGUCCUCGACAAACACUAUAUCAGUGAUGAUAACAUUUAUGUGCCAAUACCUAGAUCUACGAUCAUUACACCUAUAGUGAAGGAAGUCUUUGUAUCGAUCGACUGUAUCUAUGAGACUGGACUACGAGCUACAUAUGCUACUAUUUACAAGCUUGCUUGACCUUUAAAGGCACAUUAUGCUUUAGAAACGAUUUCUUUUUUCUAGUUUUGGAAUAGCAACCCAUUUUUAAUAAUGUUUUAGAGCAUCUAAGACGCU
This is a messenger RNA of Ruditapes philippinarum (Manila clam), 4298 nucleotides long. RefSeq lists its product as uncharacterized. The coding region runs from base 525 to 2705 and encodes 726 amino acids. The transcript has 8 exons. The record is from RefSeq and is a predicted model, not a curated record. Gene Ontology annotation, molecular function: protein binding. Lineage: Eukaryota; Metazoa; Mollusca; Bivalvia; Venerida; Veneridae.